Molecule: messenger RNA, 423 nt
Organism: Physella acuta
Lineage: Eukaryota; Metazoa; Mollusca; Gastropoda; Physidae
Source: the annotation of a RefSeq genome assembly
AUAUUCAUGUCCUUAGUUAUAAUAGGUAAUUUAUACUUGCUUCUAAAUCAUAAAAACCAUAUUAAUUUAUUAAUCAUUAUUUUUUACACUUGUGUUUUAGGUGGACUAUCAGUCUUGGAAAGGGUAAAUUUAACCUAUUUUUUGAUAAUAAUCGUUUUUGUCGGUGGUAUCAUGGUAUUAAUAAUGUAUACUGUUAUAAUGACAUCUAAUUUACUCAUUAUAUGAAAUAUGAAAUGAAUUUGUUCAUUUAUUUGUAUAAUUGUGUUAGUAGCAGACUGAAAUACAUCAAUUGGAAGUUUAAUGAGGAUAAAUAUUAAUUUUCCUCUAUAUCUAUUAGUAACACUUAUUAUAUAUUUGUUCAUUGUAAUGAUCGCUAGUUAUAAUAUAUUAAAAUCUACCAAGAACUUGAAUGUGUAUAAUUAA